[Torrubiella] hemipterigena is the source of this 3603-nucleotide messenger RNA. The record is from the annotation of a GenBank genome assembly. Lineage: Eukaryota; Fungi; Ascomycota; Sordariomycetes; Hypocreales; Clavicipitaceae.
CCAAAACGCGUUUCCCUGACGUCGUUGUAGAAACAUUGCAGUGUCAACAGCCAGGACUACACAACGCAGCCCGCCGUUCCGCAGCCCUCUGGCCUGGCCGCGUGCCCAUUCUUUACUAUACGAUACAUGCUCGGAAAGGGCAUGUCGAUGGACGAGCUUUGCAAACAUGGCCACGCCGCCUUCUGUAAAGCGCCGUCGACGAGGCCCAUCGCCGUUCGACCACAAUGACGAGUUGCCUGUCGACCCAAUGCUGCAGAUCGACCCAGCCCUGACUUCAGAUUACCCUCCCCUCGACGAUGAUACCGAAUUCUCGACAAGUGCAUAUCCAUCCUACGGGCGUAAUCCCUAUCCGGCAGCAUCAGUGACGCAGGAUCCUCCAUCUCACGACGCUGUAGAUGGAACCAGGCGCUCGCCUCACAAAGGCUCACGAUCAUAUCAAUCCAGUACCGUACGACAAGCACACGAUAGCCACCCUCUAGCCCAGAUCUCGACAAAUCAUACUUCAUAUAGCAGCGAUAACCAGGAUGACGAACAGUACAUUCCCCAGUCUCGAACUUCGCCAAGUAUGCGCCGAACCCUUCAGAAGCGGAGAGAAUCCCACGGCGAUCGGCUUCCUAGUAGCCAAACACGACGUUCUCAGAUGGGACGGCCCAAACAGCGCCGCCAUACAGAUGGACCUGGGAGUAUCCGCGAGACUGAUAGGAGUCGACCCCGGGACGGUACACGCAACGAACAUGACGAGGAUGCCCAAGAUGAAGCCUCCAGCGACAGUGACAGCAAUCAGUCUGAUAGAAAGCAUGCCCCUAGAAGAACUGUACAAAAGUUCCAUCCUAUGUUUGCUACCUACGGCUACGGACUUGACCCGCAGGACCCGCGGAUUCAGAUGUUCUGGCCUGGCGCCAGUAUGCCAUUUACUAUGAACGGUCAACCCGUGCAGCCUUCGCACAUGACCCAGGCUGCUUACAAUGGAUUUAGUCAUAUGCAAAUAGCCCAGAUGAAUGGGCAAGGUCCAUGGAUCAUGCCGCAAAACGCUGCCAUGGGUAUGUAUGCCGGUGGAUUUCCAAUGCCACACCCGCACCCUCUUCAAACAGUUGAAUCGACAAAUCGAAACGAAACGAGUGGACGACAUUCGUCUUGGGCGAACCACGACAAGCGUAGAGAUGGCGCACCUUCGUUGAGAACAAAACCUCCUAAAGCCAGUCUCUUUGCGAAUAAAAAACGAAACAGAGCGCCUGUUCUGGAUGAGCAGUCGACAUCUGCAUUGGAUAUGGACGAGAGCGGACUCAAUGAUUCCUUGGAAGAAUUAGACACUGAAUCAGAAGUGCCUACAGAAGAACCAUAUCUACCGCGACGGACGCACAAUGAUCGCUAUCGAGCAAUCCUUCCAAAGCCGCCUGCGGACGGCAGUAUGGGGCCAGUUUACCAUCCGAGUGUGUUUAUACCUGCCAUGCACAUACCGACUGAAGCCAAUCAUCUGUAUCACGAGGAUGGCUUUUCGGAAGAGCCUGUAAAGCGAAAGCGCGGCAGGCCGCGUGGCAGCAAAACAAAAAAGAGACGAGAUGAUGACGACUCAGCUCAGCCGCCAAAGAAAACAAAGAAUUCAAAGUCGAAAACAGCUGUGGUGGCACAAGUAGCAGAGGAAGCUGCUCCAGGGGAUGAUACACAAGCGUCAUCUAAUGAGAUUCACAGUCAACGCGCAUCAGUAAAACCCGCGGAAGACGAAUCUGUGAAACAAGCGAAUCUACAGGAAGAGCUCACUGGCUCGAGGUGCCGUAAUGACAAGACGAACGUUACGAAGGCAGAUGACCUCGCAGUUCAAGAAGAGGAUACCACGGGGGAGAGCCCAGAAGCUGAUGACACUGAAAAGCCGAAUAUAUCGGACGAUCGUCUACCGAAGCCAGUUCCCCGACAUUGUUUGAAGGAAAAUGAAACGGACCCCGCACUAGAGACAGCCCAACGGCUUGCAACGAUGCAGCAACAGGCUAAGCUACAGGCUAUGCGAGAAGAAUAUGAAGCAACGUUUGCACUCUCCGAUGACGAAGCACCAGCACCUCUCAAACGUACAACACGGCCUGUAAAGAGACCGCAGACUGCAACUACCGCAGCUGCAACUACCCCCAAAUCCAUAGAAGUACUGCCAACCGUUAGCCUCGAUGCGCAGAUUGCGAAACCCACCCAGGAGCACGAAGCUCGCGCUGCUCUUCCUGACAGUACUUGUCCUGAUAGCAUGGACGAGCCGCUAACACAGUCGCCGGGGAAUAGUAAACAUGUCAGCGUCACAGGUAGCCCAGUGGCUACUCUUUCGAGUCAACCACCUAUCAAUACGCCAAAAGAUGCGAAGAAAACGAACCUUCGCAAUGAAAUCAUAGGCGAUAAUACCUCCAUGGAAAAGCUUGCGGUAGUUACGUUGGAUGAGAGUCACACUUUCGAUAUACAGGGAAGCGAUCAUACAUCGAAUAUGGACCUCCAGGCUGAAGAUUCUGAACCAUUUGUUCCCGGAGAUGGUGGCAACUGGGCGCCGUCGGAUGAUUUGAGUGCAGCAGAGCAGACCUCCCGAAAUGACAGCGAGGUUACUGAUGGAAGCGAGCCCCAACGAUUUGAAACAGCUUCCACUCCAACAACAGCAAGCAACACUUCAACUGCAGCCACAUCUCUUGAUUUAAAAAGGGCAUCUCAUAGUAAGCGAGAAAAUGGCACCCCUCGUAGUGCUCGGCGCCCUCUACCAUCAUCGCCCCUGCGAUUUCAACAUCGUGCUCCCGAUGCGUCUUCUUCAGCAGUCAAGAUUCGGUCUCCAUUAUAUAGAUCGUCACCACUGAAAGACGCUGGCAUUUCCUUGGCAACAGCGAAGAAUGCAGACAUCAAGACAAGCCCCUCUAUCAAGAGAUCUUCAGGCUCUAUACCCCCUGUUUCACGACCCCAAGUGGCUAAUAGGGAGCCCCCAACGCACUGGGAAGAAGACGCAGAACUCCCAGAACUCCCUACACCCCAAAAACAGCGGCCUACAAGUUAUGUCUUGUCCCCCCAGCUCCCGUCUCGGACAAAGACGCCCAGUUCAUCAGCGUCUAAAAUUUCAAGAAGGAGAUCGCUGCAGCCAACAUCGUCAAAACGAAAUUCUCUUCUAUCACUCCUUGACGAAGAUGACGACGAUGAUGACUGGGGUCGGCCCGUAUCACAACAUAAGAGCAAGGCUGCGAAGUCCCACAGGCAUCGUGAACAGGAUGCUAGGCGUAGCUCAAACAGACCGGCCAAGGCUGGUAUAGAGAAGUAUGAGCGAAGUGAGAGGUCACGAAAGGAGUCUAUCAGGAAGGAAUCUCGACCAUCGGCUCGGAAGUCGCUUUCAGCGGCGCAGACUUGUGGAACGAAUGGCUAUAGCUGUGGUAAAGACUUCUGCUUUACAUGCUUAUAAGGAGCAUGUCUGGAUGGAUAUUUGAUUUUGGGUGCAACUUGGAAGGAAUGGACUGUAUUUGUAUAUUUUCUUCAUAGCAUGGCAUGGCAUGGCGCAAUUUGUAGUGACACAAUAGUCAAGAGUAUGUUUUGUUGUAUAUGGAAUCAAAAGAACAUUAUCACGACAAGCAAGAUAUUCACUGUAGAGCAACAUCGACA